Suillus subaureus is the source of this 735-nucleotide messenger RNA. RefSeq lists its product as uncharacterized. The transcript has 3 exons. NCBI's taxonomy places the organism in Eukaryota, Fungi, Basidiomycota, Agaricomycetes, Boletales, Suillaceae. Gene Ontology annotation, molecular function: protein binding. Bases 1 to 735 code for a protein of 244 amino acids. The record is from RefSeq and is a predicted model, not a curated record.
AUGGCACACAGUUCUCACAACGGGGUUUCCCCGGUACACCACCAUCCAGAAUAUUAUCUGAAAGAUGGCAAUAUCACUUUUAUCGUCGAAGAUACACUCUUCCGCGUUCACAGGCACUUUUUCGAAUGCGAAUCACAAUUUUUCGUAAAGGAAUUUGCAAAGGCUCCCAGGGAGGGAACCUCUGAUUCCACCGCGUUUCGACUCGAUAAAGUAACCAUCGCCGACUUCGCGAAUUUCUUAUGGGUCUGGUAUAGUCCCUCGUACAGGCGCGGAAGCAAGCCAAAAGAUCAUUGGCUUACCAUACUGGAACUCUCAACCGUCUGGCAGUUCCCAGAAAUGAAGAAGCUAGCCAUCGAUGAGCUCCAGAAAUUCGACAUAGAACCCGUCGAAAAAAUCACUACGUACGACAGAUACCAAAUCGAUAAAUCCCUUCUCUUGCCUGCAUAUAAGCUCCUGUGCAAGCGGGUGGGCCGAAUGUCCAUCGAGGAGGGUGAGCAACUCAAAUUGCACACUGUCCUCGGGAUACAAGAAGCUCGCGAGCGUGCGAUCAGGAGCGCAGCGGAGGGUGGGUGCCGUAGCCCGACCUCCGCUGAUGCAGACGAUGAGGAGUUGGAGAGGAUCUUGAUUGAUGUAUUUAGUCUCAAAGGACCCACCGCUAACCGACAGGGCGCGCAGCCGCCGGUAAAAUCAGACCCGGUGCCAAUCGUCAAGACUCCGACCCGACUCCAAAUGUGA